CCCCUCACUGACAGAUUCUGUGUGUUCGCUGGUUGAAUGCUUCCUCAGCCUGCCACAGGCCGUAACAAAUGUGUGUUCACAGACCACUUUCCUUGCACGCUGGUUUCAGAUUUGAGCAUCGAUGCCAUGGAUGUAGCAGGAGAGCAGCAGCUGGAUGUGGAGCACAAUCUGUUUAAGCAACGUUUAGAUAAAGCUGGCAAUCGUGUGACUCCAGAGGCCGAGCGACACGAGCUGGGGAAGGAAGAAGUGGUGUUCGAUCCAAAUUCUUUGGAUGCCAAUCGUUGCGAGAGCUGUUAUGGGGCAGAGUCAGAGGACAUUCGGUGUUGUAAUACUUGUGACGAUGUCAGAGAAGCAUACAGGCGGCGAGGCUGGGCCUUCAAGAACCCGGAUAGCAUAGAGCAGUGCAAGAGGGAAGGGUUUAGCCAGAAAAUGCAAGAGCAGAAGAAUGAGGGCUGCCAAGUGUAUGGUUUCCUAGAGGUCAACAAGGUAGCUGGAAAUUUCCACUUUGCACCAGGAAAAAGUUUCCAACAGUCUCAUGUACACGUGCACGCUGUUGAGAUUCACGAUCUGCAGAGCUUCGGACUUGAUAAUAUCAAUAUGACGCACUAUAUCAAACAUCUCUCAUUUGGAAGGGAUUAUCCGGGCAUUGUGAACCCUCUGGAUGGGACAGAUGUCACUGCACAGCAAGCUUCCAUGAUGUUUCAGUAUUUUGUGAAAGUGGUCCCCACGGUGUAUAUGAAAGUAGAUGGUGAAGUUGUAAGGACUAACCAGUUUUCAGUUACACGACAUGAGAAGAUAGCCAAUGGCCUACUAGGAGACCAGGGUCUGCCUGGUGUAUUUGUGCUAUAUGAGCUUUCACCCAUGAUGGUGAAGCUGACAGAAAAGCACAGGUCCUUUACACACUUUCUCACGGGAGUUUGUGCCAUUAUUGGAGGCAUAUUUACAGUUGCAGGAUUCAUUGAUUCCUUGGUCUAUCACUCAGCAUGUGCCAUCCAGAAGAAAAUUGAACUUGGGAAGACCACAUAAAGAAGCAAUGACCUCACCCCACAAAAAAAAUCUACAGAGAAAUAAACACAGGUGAUCUUCUGAGUGCACAAGAGGUUUGGAGUUACCAGAUGGCCCUGACCACUCUUAUUUUACUGCCCCAUUGUUCUUUGUUUGGCAUUAAUUUGUGAAUGGAACCGCUUGAACCUUGCUGCUAUAAAGAUUAGCAGUCUUGUCUGUCUGUGCAGACCCUACUGACCCUUUUGUAUCAGUCCAUGUUCGUCCAGUUCUGUCCCCCUCCCCAAAAGAGAUGCUGGAUGGAGAUACUGCAUUCUCUUUGCUUCCAGGAAUAAUGUACUGUAUUGUCAUGAGACCUGGAAUGAAAUUGCCAUCAAAUAAGCUUUCUAGCAAGACCAUCUAGCUUUUUAAGUUUUUGUUAAAUGUGUUUCUGAAUGUGCUGAUGCUGUAUGCCAGACCUCUGUGAAAAUGUGCUGAACCCCAUGUGCUUUCCCUUCAGUUGUCCUGGGCAACGUGGUGAGACCUAGCACUUAGAAUGUGCUUAGUGUACCAUGAGGCAUUGCAGUUGCUCCAGAUGGCUCUUCCUACAAAAGGUGCAAGUUGAUGUUUCAGCAAAAAAAAAGUGUUUGGAGUUCUAAUUUUUAAAUUGGAUUGUGCUUUUCACUUCCCCCUUGAAAUAAAAGUCCAUCCUCUCUGUGUUUUGGUAAAGCAUUUGGAAGAGUAAUGAAAUUAUUUGAACUAAUCCUAGUAUUGAAUUGGAAAUUAUAGUUAAAAAACAUACCUGC
Molecule: messenger RNA, 1787 nt
Organism: Athene cunicularia (burrowing owl)
Lineage: Eukaryota; Metazoa; Chordata; Aves; Strigiformes; Strigidae
Gene: ERGIC3
Product: ERGIC and golgi 3
Exons: 11
Coding region: 37-1026 (329 amino acids)
Biological process (GO): endoplasmic reticulum to Golgi vesicle-mediated transport; retrograde vesicle-mediated transport, Golgi to endoplasmic reticulum
Cellular component (GO): endoplasmic reticulum membrane; endoplasmic reticulum; Golgi membrane
Source: RefSeq, a predicted model, not a curated record